Molecule: messenger RNA, 2499 nt
Organism: Brachypodium distachyon (stiff brome)
Lineage: Eukaryota; Viridiplantae; Streptophyta; Magnoliopsida; Poales; Poaceae
Product: phosphatidylinositol/phosphatidylcholine transfer protein SFH8
Exons: 14
Coding region: 248-2092 (614 amino acids)
Source: RefSeq, a predicted model, not a curated record
ACGAACCGAAGCCCAUGUAGCGCGCUUCCGUGUCACCCCCUCGGCCCUCCUCUGUCCUUUGCCCACCGAUGAAAGGGUAGCCGAAGCUUCUUUCCCCUUCUUCCCCAAAAGAGAAUUCUCCGAUAAAAAAAGGACUGAAAUUCAAACAAGGCUCCCCUCCCUUUCGUAUACGCUCUUCACGGGAUACAAGGUUUGGGGACCACAAAUCCGCCGCCGGAGUCGAGCUUGGAGAGGGAGGAAGGUCGGGAUGUCGGCGCCCCUCGACCGGCCAGCGAGGCCCAGUGAGUGUGCAGGUUUUGAGGGCUUUGCGCAUGAUGACGAAAUUGAAGAGAGCAAAUCUGACGAAGAUAACUCAGAAGGUGACAAGAAGGCCAAAAUGGGACCCUUCAAGAAAAGAGCGAUUAGUGCGGGAAAUAAAUUUAGGCAUUCCUUAAGGAAAAAGAGGAAACAGAAGAGUGACAAUUUAGUCUCCAUAGAGGAUACCAGGGAUGUGCAAGAACUGAAAACUGUCGAAAGAUUCCGCCGAUGCUUGCUUGAUGGGGGCUUGUUACCAGAAUGCCAUGACGAUUAUCACAUGAUGUUGAGAUUUCUGAAAGCAAGGAAGUUUGAUAUUGAAAAAGCAAAGCAUAUGUGGUCAGAAAUGCUUAGAUGGAGGAGUGAAUUUGGGGUCGACAAUAUAGAGGAAUUCAACUACACCGAACUACAUGAAGUUAAGAAGUAUUAUCCCCAGUUUUACCAUGGAGUGGAUAGAGACGGAAGGCCUGUCUAUGUUGAACUAAUCGGGAAAGUUGAUGCCCAUAAGCUAGUCCAAGUAACAACUAUUGACCGAUAUGUGAAGUAUCAUGUCAAGGAGUUCGAGAGAUGUUUCCAGAUGAGGUUUCCAGCUUGCUCCAUUGCUGCGAAAAGGCACAUAGACUCGUCUACUACUAUUUUAGAUGUGCAAGGGGUGGGCUUAAAGAACUUCUCAAAAGAUGCAAGGGAAUUGAUCAUGCGACUGCAGAAGGUCGACAAUGACAACUAUCCAGAGACAUUGUACCGAAUGUACAUUAUAAAUGCUGGGCAGGGCUUCAAGAUGUUAUGGGGUACAAUAAAGUCAUUUCUUGAUCCACAAACUGCUUCGAAGAUUCAUGUUCUUGGAAGCAAGUACCAAAAUAAGCUGCUUGAAAUAAUAGAUGAGAGUGAACUGCCAGAUUUUCUUGGAGGCAAAUGCAGGUGUGAAGAGAACGGAGGUUGCUCAAAAUCAGACAAAGGUCCUUGGAAGGAUCCUAGCAUAAUAGAGAGGGUCCUUAAUGGUGAAGCAAACUAUGGUCGGCAAAUUCUUGCCAUAUCAAGCACCAAUGGAACGAAAGUUUGUAAUACUAAGCCUCAUUACUCAGCUAAACAAGCCAGUGAUGUCUCAGAUGAGUCUACUCCUGAAGUAGAAGACAUUUCGUCACCUACGGCUCCAAUGAACACCGUCAUGGACCCUGAUUUGACCCUUCUUAAUGAGCCACAAUCGUCAGGGCAUGCUUCAACUUCUGGUGCUGCUCCUGUUGUAGAGGAGAGCUUCCAUCUUGUUGACAAGGAUGCAUGUAACAGUCCAAUUUCCACGUCAAUGGCUUCUGCAUCAGGUUCAUUCUCCUUGAGAAAUAUACCUAUCGCACUGGGAGUGCUGCGAAGUCAGAUUAUUACUUGUGUAACCGUUUUAAUUAUGAGCCUUUUUACGGUGCUCCGGUCUGUCCGAAGAAGAAUGUCUAAAAGGUUCUCGAGUCAGGUCACUGCCUGUGACUUUCUUCAACAAUUGGAGUUUACGGAAGAGGUUCAACCUCCAUCUCCUUCUCGAUAUACAGAAAAUGGUACCCUUUCGCAUGUAUUAAGGCGGCUUGGUGAACUAGAGGAGAAGGUGCAUGUACUUGGAACAAAGCCAUCUCAAAUGCCACAUGAAAAGGAGGAAGUGCUCAAUGCAGCUGUCCGCCAUGUGGAUGCAUUGGAAACCGAGCUAAUUUCUACAAAGAAGACACUUUACGAAACAUUGAUGAAGCAGGACGAGCUGCUUUCAUAUGUUGAACGACAAGAGAAUAUCAAGUUCCGGAAAAAGAGGCUUUGCUUCUAAGCACUGGAGUACAUUCCAAGCUAUUUCUCUUCCAUCAAGAUAGGAUACUCUUCUUGCCAAUUGGACGCAUAUAUUUGUUCCGGUGUAAAGUUCUGUAAGUAUUACAAAUAGAGGGGUCCGUGAGCAUGUUGGAACUCUUUGAUGUUCUAGGUUGGAGUAAUCGUUGAUGGUUGUGACAUUUCUGAGUUCAGAAAUGCAAAGGUGUAGAGAGUUGAGAAUUAAGAUUCUUGGUUUGUGCGUUAAAGCAAGAUGUUUGUUCAUUUUUGGCUGUUUCCUGGCAUAUGCCUAACCUUGUAAGAUAGAUGGUAGGCUGUCCUUCUACAUGCUGAUAUAUACGAGGACUGAGAACCGAUGCCUGCUGUUAUAUCCAUGACAUGCCAAGCAGUGCAUAAAUUUGGUUGCUUCCA